Molecule: messenger RNA, 521 nt
Organism: Manihot esculenta (cassava)
Lineage: Eukaryota; Viridiplantae; Streptophyta; Magnoliopsida; Malpighiales; Euphorbiaceae
Product: nuclear factor 7, ovary-like
Exons: 5
Coding region: 1-417 (138 amino acids)
Biological process (GO): double-strand break repair
Cellular component (GO): nucleus; site of double-strand break
Molecular function (GO): ubiquitin-protein transferase activity; nucleosome binding
Source: RefSeq, a predicted model, not a curated record
AUGGUGAGCGAUGAACCGAAACGGAGUCCAUCGGAGCAAAGGCAAUCAGACCCUGUUGAAACUGGCCAAACGUUGAGGUUUAAGCACAAGAAACGCUCUGAUUUGCACUUCAAAAACACCCACAUCCGCCAGUUCAAGAAGAAAACGCAGAGUCCAAUUUUGAUUUCUGUCCCCGCUAUUAGCCUUGAAGAAGAAGAAUUACCUGAAAAACAAGAGAAUCAUCAGAAGGAAAAAACAGAAAUUGUGGCUAAGGAAGAACGUAAAACAGAAGGAGAUGAAUUGAAGAAAGAUGAUUCUGGUGUUUCUUGCUCGAAUUCAGUCUUUCCUUGCAUGGAUAAGCUCAGAGAAGAGCUUUCUUGUGCAAUUUGUUUGGAGAUUUGCUUUGAACCUAGUACCACUUCUUGUGGACACAGGUAAACGAAAAGUUUAUUUGUCAUAUAUUUAUUCAUAUGACAAUAUUAUUUGUCACAAAUUAUAUGAUAAUAAAAGUAAUUUUGGAGCAUCACAAGACAAAAAUAAUA